CAGUUCUCUCCUCCUUUUUCUUCUUCUUCCCUCUUUAGUUCGUUCGUGGAAGCAAAGCAGGAGGAAGGAUGGAGGAGGAAUGUGGAGAUAAAGUGAUGAUGUCGACGUUGAUUGAAUAUGGGGUUUCGAUCCCCGGCGAUAUCUCAUCGGUGUCUCAGUUUACAUCGGAGGCUCUGACGUCGAUCUGCGCUCAGUUGCUUAAUCUCAUCGACCCGUCAUUGUGGAGUGAGGAGAUGCCUAUUGUAGAUGAUUCUCUUCCGGAAAGGUAUAUGAUCUUCUGCACUGAUAUCGCUCUCUCCGUCAAGAACCUUGGCUACAUGGGCGACAUUACUUAUCAUAAGUUUCUGCAUCCCUCUCAAGAUGACUCUUUUAGGUUGCUUAGUUUCUUACUUGAGAGGCUUUCCGAGAUCAAACAAGGACUCAAAGGUGAUGAUGAUGAUAUCGCUAGCACUAGCACUAGCACUAGCAGGCCAAAAGUGGAGGAGACUUUCAGAGAUGACACCUUUGAUAUGCAUAUACAGAGGGUUGAAGCUGUCCUCAAACAUCUUACCAUGACUCCUCAAGUCUCUCUUGCAGAAAAAGCUUCAGCAGCAGAUGGUUCUGACUUCUUCUCCCUAAAGACACAUGACCCUGUUACUGAUGAACCCUCAUUGAGACAGUCAUCUGGAUAUGAAGAACCUUCUUCUAUACACCCCUCUGACUCUGAGGUACUGACAAAUUAUGAGUCUCUUGAGUUACAGAAUCAACAUAACUUACUCUUGGAGCAACUUGAAUCUGGAUCAUCAGAGCUACGCUGUCUUGACACUGAGUUGGAGCUGUUGACCAUGGCUGCGGAGAGGUUAUUGGAUGAAAAACAGCCUGUUGAUGGGUUAUAUCUCAAACAGCUUAAUGAACAACUAUUGCUCAAAAGGUGCAAUAUCGUGGAUCUGAAAAAGCAAUGGGAUCAUGUAAGGCUGACUUUGGAAGCUAAAAAGCUAUGUCUUUUGGACCAACUUCAUGUGGAGGAGCCAGAGGCAAAAGAGAAGUUCCAUAAGUUGAAAAAGACUGAACUUGAUCUACAGUCUAUCUCAUCAGAAAUUCAAAAGAGGGAAGAGGAACGAUGUAACCUAUACAGUGAACUCGAGAAGCAGCCAAAAGCAACGUCACGGAAGUCUUAUAUUCAUGGGAUUAAAGAAAUAACUAAAAAUAGCCGCAAAUUGGACAGUGACAUUCAGAGGAUUUCAGGGGAGACUAGGGAUCUACAAUUAGAGAGUAACUCCAUCCGAGAACGUUUGCACCGAUCAUAUGCUGUUGUGGAUGAGAUGGUUACAAGGGAACUGAAAAAGGAUCCAGCCAUACGACAGGUGUACAAGCUAGUGACCAGUAUCCACGGUAUUUUUGAGCAAAUAUCUGAAAAGAUCCUCAUGACUGAUCGGUUAAGAAGGGAAGCAGUUGACUGCGAGAAGAAGUUGGGUUCCAUCAAAAGUCGGGGCAUGAGUCUGGAGAAAUUGCAAGCCGACCUCGAUGCUAUCAGGCAAGAGAACGAAAGUCUUGAAAAACAAUUAAAUUAAUGUGGUUUCUAAUACAUCAUCACUGAAAGAAACAUACAGCCUAGAGUAUUUGGAGUUAUCAGAGAGCCUUCUGUUAUUGUGCUUUCGAACUGUUUGUUUCACAGAGAAAGAGUAUCUUUUUUUUUCUUUCUGAAGACUAAAGAGAAACCAAAAGCUGAUUCAGCUAACUCAUUUCUGAUAUAUAUAUGUUCGAGUAUUUGAGAAAGAAGUAAAUUAAUGUGGUUUAUAAGUUUA
Raphanus sativus (radish) is the source of this 1784-nucleotide messenger RNA. RefSeq lists its product as uncharacterized. Bases 69 to 1550 code for a protein of 493 amino acids. Lineage: Eukaryota; Viridiplantae; Streptophyta; Magnoliopsida; Brassicales; Brassicaceae. Gene Ontology annotation, biological process: positive regulation of ubiquitin-dependent protein catabolic process. The record is from RefSeq and is a predicted model, not a curated record. The transcript has 6 exons. Gene Ontology annotation, molecular function: cullin family protein binding.